GGAAACACAGGUUCUCAAAUACAGAUUGGAAAAAAGAUGAACUGAAUUUAAAGUGAAAGAAUUGCUGCAGUUAAACUCAGGUUUAGCACAGGAAGAAAAUAUAAUCCAUGUAAUCCCGAUCCACAAUCCAAGUCAAUAGGUGGCGGUAAUGCACCUAAAAGCUGUUUGUCAGCCGCCUUUAAACAACAUCAGAAGAAACAGAAGCUCCUCUCCGUGGCAGUAGUUUUAGUUUUACAGGUGGAUCACACCGUGGACAGGACCUCCACUGCAGCUCCACACUGAGCGCGUCCACAGCGAGACUGCAGCUCACCCGGACACAAGAUGAGUGACGCCGCCGUGGACUCGAGCACGCUUUGCCUCUUCGAUGUUGACGGGACGUUGACUGCCGCGAGACAACGUGUCACUCCGGACAUGGCAGAGUUCCUCGACAAGCUGAGGACUCGGGUUCGAGUCGGAGUGGUCGGAGGGUCAGACCUGAUCAAGAUCAAGGAGCAGCUGGGAGAUGAUGUGAUCCACAAAGUGGACUACGUGUUUGCAGAAAAUGGUCUUGUGGCCUAUAAGAACGGACAGUUACUCUCUGUCCAGUCCAUCCAGGCUCAUAUGGGAGAAGAGCUGCUGCAGGACUUCAUCAACUUCUGUCUCAACUACAUGGCCACGAUCAAACUGCCGAAGAAGAGGGGGACGUUUAUUGAAUUCCGUAACGGCAUGUUGAACGUGUCUCCUGUUGGACGCAGCUGUACGCAGGAGGAGAGGUUGGAGUUCUACGAGCUGGAUCAGCGGGAGAAGAUCAGAGAGAAGUUUGUGUCCGUGUUACAGGAAGAGUUCAGAGGAAAAGGACUUUCAUUCUCUAUCGGAGGCCAGAUCAGCUUUGAUGUGUUUCCUGACGGCUGGGAUAAGAGGUAUUGUCUGGGGAUCGUUGAGAAGGACCACUUCUCCACCAUGCACUUCUUUGGAGACAAGACCAAACCUGGAGGAAAUGACUAUGAGAUCUACUGUGACCCUCGGACUGUCGGCCAUGAGGUCUCGUGUCCAGAGGAAACCCGACAGCUGUGUGAACAGCUUUUCUUCUCAUGACAGCAGAGACUCUUUGAUCAUCAUUCACCUGUCAGGAUCUGCAGCUGAGCCCACGUCAUCAUGUCUGUGAUGGUGAGGAGGAGGAGCCACACACGGCCGAUAUCUCUGGGUGUUUUUGGUUGGGUUUAGAAUCAAUAAAAUAAAAAGACAACUUUUUCCAAUAAGA
Messenger RNA from Seriola aureovittata, 1240 nucleotides. It is a transcript of the gene pmm2, whose product is annotated as phosphomannomutase 2. Gene Ontology annotation, molecular function: phosphomannomutase activity. Gene Ontology annotation, biological process: protein N-linked glycosylation; GDP-mannose biosynthetic process; mannose metabolic process. The transcript has 8 exons. Gene Ontology annotation, cellular component: cytosol. Lineage: Eukaryota; Metazoa; Chordata; Actinopteri; Carangiformes; Carangidae. Bases 322 to 1074 code for a protein of 250 amino acids. The record is from RefSeq and is a predicted model, not a curated record.